AUAAGAAAAGAAAAGGCUUAAUAAUAAGGGGAAAGCAUAAUAAUUAGCAAUAUUAUUACUACUUGAUUACCAUUAAAGACUCGACCAACAGUGUCUCCCAUUCUCUUUUCGAUCCCUCGUAGCCUCGAACAAGACGCACAAAUUAUAAUAUUUAAACCCAAAAAAAUCGAAUUUUGUUUUGUGUUGGAUCUCAACAGAGCUGGCUUUUGAAGAUUUAUUAUAGACUGAAUAAGACCCGUUUUCGGGGGGUUUUGUUGGAACUGGAGAGUAAUGUGGGCAGUGUGGUGAUAAUUUUUGGGAUUGGAUUGGUGUGCACGAUAGUGUGGAAAUGGGUGAUGCAGCGGGAUUAAUGGAGGCCGCCGGGUCUAGAUUUACCUCGUUGGAGUUGAUUGGGAAAGGAUCGUUUGGCGACGUUUAUAAAGCGUUCGAUAAGGAGCUUAACAAAGAUGUUGCAAUCAAAGUCAUUGAUUUGGAAGAAUCUGAGGAUGAAAUUGAGGACAUUCAGAAGGAGAUAUCUGUUUUGUCACAAUGCCGAUGCCCAUAUAUUACAGAGUACUAUGGUUCUUAUCUUAACCAGACGAAAUUAUGGAUAAUUAUGGAGUACAUGGCUGGUGGCUCAGUUGCUGAUCUACUCCAAUCAGGUCAGCCACUUGACGAAAUGUCAAUUGGCUGUAUCUUGCGUGACUUGUUGCAUGCAAUUGAAUAUUUGCACAAUGAGGGAAAAAUACACAGAGACAUCAAAGCGGCAAACAUUUUGUUGAGCGAAAAUGGCGAUGUUAAGGUUGCAGAUUUUGGUGUUUCUGCUCAAUUAACAAGAACAAUAUCUAGAAGAAAGACUUUUGUAGGAACACCAUUCUGGAUGGCCCCAGAGGUGAUUCAGAAUUCGGAGGGAUACAAUGAGAAGGCAGAUAUAUGGUCUCUAGGGAUAACUACUAUUGAGAUGGCAAAAGGGGAGCCACCACUGGCAGAUCUUCAUCCAAUGAGGGUUCUUUUUAUCAUACCUCGAGAAAAUCCCCCUCAGCUGGAUGAUCAUUUUUCUAGGCCUAUGAAAGAAUUUGUUUCAUUAUGUCUGAAGAAAGUCCCUGCUGAGAGGGCAAGCGCGAAGGAACUUUUGAAGCACCGUUUUAUUAGAAAUGCUAGGAAGAGUCCAAGACUUGUGGAGAAAAUAAGAGAGCGUCCAAAAUAUCAAGUAAGGGAUUCAGAAACUCCUAGAGGUAGUCCAAAACCAAUGGGAGAGGCAUCUGGUACGGUGAAAGUUUCAAGAGAUACGAGAGAUGAAGGAACUGUUAAAGCCAGUAGUCAGGGAAAGCCCUUGAAAAAUGCUGGGUGGGACUUCAGUAUUGGUGGAUCACUGAGUAGUGGAACUGUGAGAAGUGUUCUAAGACCACCUCAGGUUAGAGAAAAGAAAACAGAAAUUUCAUACAAUAAGGUUACCCAAAGAAGUUCUGAGAGUGGUAACCAUUUGUUAUCUGCAUCUGGAAAUGCCCUUCAGGGAUCACCCGGACCAUUGCUCAGUAAAGAUGCUAGGGAUUCCCAAUAUGAUGGAUAUCUAGAUAAUUCUCAUGACUAUGAUGAUUUGUCUGUAAGUGGGUCAGGAACUGUUGUCAUACGAACUCCUAGGGUUUCUCAAUCGUCGAACGUGUUUCGAGAUCAAAGAAAUCUGUCUAGCAGCACACUUACUUCUUUUGAAGAUGCUUCUAGCAGUGGAACUGUCGUCAUACGUGGCCAAUAUGAUGAAUCCGAUUCUCCGCAGACUCCAAAAUCUAGACUGGGAAUACAAGAGAGAACUUCAAGUGCCUCACUGGAAGAUAGUGCAUUAAAUCUUUCUGAGGCAAAGGCUGCAAUGGAAUCAGGGAUCCGGAAAGGAAAUGCUAGAGAAAGGCCUGCUUUGCACAAGAUCAACAAUGAUGCAUAUGAAAUUAGAAGAAGAGAGCAAAUGACAAACAGCUCGGAUUCUUCCAGAAGUUCUCGCGAGUACUUUGAUGCACAACGAGCAUUUCCAAGAUCACGCCUAGAAAGUGAUGCCGAAGAAAAUGCAAAAGUAGUGUCAUCAUCAGCACCAUUAUCACUUUUGCUUAUUCCAUCCUUGAAAGAGGCGUAUGCUGAUGAUCCAGAAGGAUCAUUUGUGCAUUCUUUCACAAAUUCACUUAUACAUAUGGAGCGAACGAAGCCUGGAUCUACUGAUGUCUUCGUUAGAAGUUUGAUUCGGCGCCUGUCAAGUUCUAGUGGUUUAUGCAGUUCCAAAGAAUCGUCGAUGAAAGAUCUACAGGAGCUAGCAGCCCGUUUGUUUAACAAGGGCAAGUCAGCUCUUGAAGAAACGCAAAAUGCAAAUACAGAAGCUGAAAACAAGAGGAAACAACAGAACAAAGACUUCAAUUCAAAUCCUAAUUUAAACCCGCUUGCAAGGUUUUUGCUUUCAAGAUGGCAAAGCCAAGUUUCACGAGACGUCAAUCCAACUUAAAAGAAAGAUUGGAGCUUGAUUACACCUUUGUUUGGUAGUGUGUUAAUUGAUGCAUUCUUUCAGAUUUUGAUGUACAUAUCAUUGUAAGAAAUGUGCAUUCAAAAAACAUUUUACUUACUAUAUACUAUGACUAUUUUCCUUUCAUAGUUCCAUUUGCAGUGGUGAAUACCUGUAUAAUUAGGUGGUUUUAUUAUUGUUAUAUUGAUAAAUGUAACUAAGUCUGACAUUAAUUGUAUUUAUUAAUAUAUUGGAGUAACGGCAAUUUUGCGAUUAA
Messenger RNA from Mercurialis annua (annual mercury), 2735 nucleotides. RefSeq lists its product as uncharacterized. Gene Ontology annotation, molecular function: protein kinase activity; ATP binding. The transcript is spliced from 21 exons. The coding region runs from base 329 to 2461 and encodes 710 amino acids. Lineage: Eukaryota; Viridiplantae; Streptophyta; Magnoliopsida; Malpighiales; Euphorbiaceae. Gene Ontology annotation, biological process: protein phosphorylation. The record is from RefSeq and is a predicted model, not a curated record.